Molecule: messenger RNA, 792 nt
Organism: Dibothriocephalus latus
Lineage: Eukaryota; Metazoa; Platyhelminthes; Cestoda; Diphyllobothriidea; Diphyllobothriidae
Source: the annotation of a GenBank genome assembly
CGCAUACUUUGGGUGCCUCCUUACAUGUCGUUCACUUAUUUAUACUUAUUUUUAGCCUCCUUCCCGGUUAAUCGUAACUUCAGUGAUGUGACAUCCAAGCUGGCGUCUCCUGCUUCGCCUACAGCCGCUCUUGCCGAUCCACUUGCUUCCCCAGACUACUUCGGCUUCCGCGAUUAUUUGUCCUUGGAGCAGCUCUUCAGGGCUCGUGUACACCUGGGCCAUCGAUCAAUGCUGCGCAACCCCUAUAUGACGCCUUACCUUUUUGGUUGUCGUCAGGGUAUCGACAUUAUUGACCUAGAGCAGACUCUUGAGCUCUUGUUUGCGGCACUCAAUUUCACCGCGCACGUUGCCUACCGAGGUGGUAUUAUCCUCUUCAUGGCACAGCACAAACAGAUGAUGCCGCUGGUGGAGCAGACGGCGCGUGUUGUUGGUGAGUACUCCUACUGUCGACCAUGGGGCGGUGGUGUUUUCACUGACUCCUCCAAGUUUUUCAAGUCUGCCGCGGUACGUCUGCCAGAUCUCAUCAUUAUGCUGAACACGCUGACACCGUUUGGAGCGCCUCAUGUGGCUGUGCGGGACGCCGCUAAAAUGCUCAUCCCCACGGUGGCUGUAGUUGACUCAAAUGCUGAUCCGCGUUUGGUGACCUAUCCUGUUCCUGGCAAUGACGACUCGCCGACUGCUGUGCGCCUUUGGUGUUCCCUGUUUGGCGAGGCCGUGUCUCAUGGCAAGCGACGGGCUCGGCGCGAUGCAAAUCUACGUCAGCAACUGAAGGACCAACAGGCGGUGGCCUGA